AUGGACGGGCCGGCGGUAUUAUCGAUGCCGCCGAUAACCGCGCCCCAAAAAUCAGCACAGUCGCCGCAGCCACAGUCGCAUUCGAAAUCCAAUCAGGAGUUGCAGGUGAGCACCGUGUCCCUCUACGGGAUCCACAUCGUCUCCUUGGUGAUCGAGGGCCAGGAACGGCUCUGUUUGGCCCAGAUCAGCAACACGUUGCUGAAACACUUCAGCUACAACGAGAUUCACAAUCGUCGGGUCGCGUUGGGGAUCACAUGCGUGCAGUGCACGCCCGUCCAAUUGGAGAUCCUCCGUCGGGCCGGCGCAAUGCCGGCCUCAUCGAGAAGAUGCGGCAUGAUUACGCGAAGGGAAGCCGAGCGUCUUUGCAAAUCGUUCCUCGGCGACAAUGCACCGCCCAGACUGCCCGAGGACUUCGCCUUCUCCGUCCACCACGAAUGCGCUUGGGGCUGCAGCGGCGCGUUCCUUCCAGCCCGUUACAACAGCUCCCGAGCGAAGUGCAUCAAAUGCGCCUACUGUGGCCUCUUCUUCUCCCCGAACAAAUUCAUUUUCCACUCCCACCGUAUCGGCCCGUCGGACAAAUACGUCCAGCCGGACGCUGCGAACUUCAAUUCCUGGCGACGUCACAUGAAGCUCUCUGGUAGCCCGCCGGACGAGGUGGUCCAUGCCUGGGAGGACGUCAAAGCGAUGUUCAACGGCGGGACCAGAAAGCGAUUACUCAACAAUCCGAGUUCGAGAGAGUCGCCCAGCCCAGCGAAACAACCGAGAUCAUCGCCCACCGGUCAGAUACCAGCCCUUGGCCCGUCGCCGACGCAUCCAAGGGUCCCGCCAUUCCCCGAGCUGCCUCUACCGUUGUCCAGAAGCCUAGUCAUGGACUACGUGUGGCAUCAGCAUCAACAGGCUGCCGCUGUCGCAGCCGCUAAGACACCUGGUUUCCCGUUCCCACCUUACGCCCUGCCUUGGCUGGCCAAGAGAGGUCCUGUGCUGUUCCCCGGACCACUACCACCGCCCAUAAGCGGUUCCAGUCCCACCGAACCACUGCUACCGGCAGUGAAUCCAACAUUGCAUCAAUCCGCCUUUCGUCCUGUGAUUCGUGGGCCGCCGAUCGUCGAAUCGGUCACCCAAGAACGACCACCGGACACGUCGGUGGCCAACAACGACGACAAUUCCGACGACGAGGUGGACAUCGAAACGACAGAAGACGAUCCAGUGACGCCUGUCGCUGCUCAGAAUCUUCAUUCGCUAUCGAAAUCGUCCACCGGAAGUCACAGCGGCCGGAACUCGCCACAGUGCUGGAGUCCUCCUCGAGAAACGGAACGGGAGGCUGAGAAGAUCGCCGAGGAAGCGGCAGCCAUACGCGACGUGAAACCGGAACUUCAGCCCGCGAGAAGUCCCGAAAACUGGCAGGGAAACACUUUUUAUCGACAUCUGAGCGCGUUAAAGGGAAACGAGCCGACGGAGAGAACGGGCACGGAUUGUUCGGCCUGCCAUCCACGUGGAAUAUUUUACGGGCAGAUUCACAGUCCGUCUGCGUCCACUAAUUAA
Molecule: messenger RNA, 1542 nt
Organism: Dufourea novaeangliae
Lineage: Eukaryota; Metazoa; Arthropoda; Insecta; Hymenoptera; Halictidae
Gene: fuss
Product: SKI family transcriptional corepressor 2
Exons: 6
Coding region: 1-1542 (513 amino acids)
Biological process (GO): negative regulation of BMP signaling pathway; negative regulation of transcription by RNA polymerase II
Cellular component (GO): nucleus; transcription regulator complex
Molecular function (GO): SMAD binding; DNA-binding transcription factor activity, RNA polymerase II-specific; RNA polymerase II cis-regulatory region sequence-specific DNA binding
Source: RefSeq, a predicted model, not a curated record